Talpa occidentalis (Iberian mole) is the source of this 591-nucleotide messenger RNA. It is a transcript of the gene CLEC3A, whose product is annotated as C-type lectin domain family 3 member A. Bases 1 to 591 code for a protein of 196 amino acids. The transcript is spliced from 3 exons. NCBI's taxonomy places the organism in Eukaryota, Metazoa, Chordata, Mammalia, Eulipotyphla, Talpidae. The record is from RefSeq and is a predicted model, not a curated record.
AUGGCAAAGAAUGGGUUGGUGAUUUCCAUCCUGGUUAUCACCUUACUCCUGGACCAGACCACCAGCCACACAUCCAGAUUGAAAGGCAGGAAGCACAGCAAACGCCGAGUGAAAGAAAAGGAUGGAGACCUGAAGACUCAAGUGGAAAAGCUCUGGAGGGAAGUCAAUGCCCUGAAGGAAAUGCAAGCCCUGCAGACAGUCUGUCUCCGAGGCACAAAAUUUCACAAGAAAUGCUACCUGGCUUCAGAAGGCCCGAAGCACUUUCAUGAAGCCAAUGAAGACUGCAUUUCCAAGGGAGGGACCCUGGUUAUCCCCAGAAACUCUGACGAAAUCAACGCACUCCGAGACUACGGGAAAAGGAGCCUGCCAGGUGUCAACGACUUUUGGCUGGGCAUCAGUGACAUGGUCACGGAAGGCAAGUUUGUUGAUGUCAAUGGCAUAGCCAUCUCCUUCCUCAAUUGGGACCGUGCGCAGCCUAACGGGGGCAAGCGGGAAAACUGUGCCCUGUUCUCCCAGUCAGCUCAGGGCAAAUGGAGCGAUGAGGUGUGUCGUAGCAGCAAGAGGUACAUAUGCGAGUUCAUCAUCCCUUAA